GGCAUUGUCGACGACUUGUAUAGAAAUUGGGGUUAGAGAGGAGCGCGUCUGUCAGAACGAAAAAGGCUCGUUUUGGGGUAUCGAGUUUUUUUGUUAUUUUCGAGUUUGCGUUACGUUUUUAUGAGUUUCCUCUUUGCCAGUUAAAUUUUUGAAAUUCGUUUACUUGCUACAUUAGGGGCAUUUAUCUGCAAAUUGUGUGUUUGUUUACAUUGUCGCAACACGAACUUUACAAACAAAUCGGCCGUCCGCAUGCCAUGCUUUCACAUAGCGCUUGGCCUCAUCGCCUCUCACCUUCAACUACUACAAUCCUGACACGAGCCACAACCACCUUAGCGCGCGCGCAAUCGGAAGAAUCGGGAAUUGAACCGGGACAAAUCGCGACAAUCACUGGAUCUUUUAUAUCGUUUGGUGGACAAGAGGCCCUUGAUCAGUAUGAUACCGAUCAUACGGAUUUGGGUAGUGAGGCUGAUGAAAAUGAGGCUAGGAAAGGACUGUUAAGAGACCAAUGGAGACAAUUUUUUGACAAGUUUGACCCCGAGGGCUUUGGAGAAAUACCCUGGAAUGACUUUUUGAACACAAUGGAUCAUCCCGAAUUUCGAGAAAGAGUCAAUACUGGAAAACGACUAAUACUGUUAGAGAAAUCACGCACUGCCACAACGCCAGCAAUAACUUUCCAGGACUUCGUUAAUGUGAUGACCGGAAAACGAUCAAGGAGCUUUAAAUGUGCCGUCCACCACAGAGACCGAGAGGUAUCGUCCGAGAACGAUUUUCAUUUACUGUUGGUAGAACCACCAUUUUUUCGUAGGAUGGUCACCAUAGUAGCGGACGAGUUCCUCACGGACGACAGGGAUAGAAAAUAUUACGCUGACCACUAUACAUGUUGCCCCCCUCCACUAUUUAUUAUAAUUAUCACCUUAGUUGAGUUGGGAUUUUUUAUCUACUAUUCAGUGAGCGCUGGAGUAGUGAAUCCGGCAGGUCCAGUUCCAACAGAAUCAAUUUUUAUCUACCGCCCCGAUAAAAGGAUAGAAAUAUGGAGGUUUCUAUUUUACAUGCUUCUUCAUGCGGGAUGGCUUCACCUCGGGUUCAAUCUGGUAGUUCAGUUACUGGUGGGCCUGCCGCUGGAAAUGGUUCAUGGAUCAGGCCGAGUAGCGCUGAUCUACAUUGCUGGAGUGGCAGCGGGUUCCUUGGGUACUUCCGUUUUUGAUACGGAUGUUUACCUAGUGGGUGCUAGUGGAGGAGUGUAUGCACUGCUAGCAGCCCAUUUAGCCAAUGUCUUGUUGAACUACAACAAUAUGCAAUGCGGCAUUCUGCGGCUGUUUGGGAUAUUCGCAAUAGCUUCAUGCGACGUAGGUUACGCAAUCUACUCAAGGUACGCAGAGGAAGUAAUGGGACCCCCAGUGUCUUAUGUGGCGCAUCUGACGGGAGCCCUAGCAGGCCUCACUAUCGGGCUUUUGGUAUUGAAAAAUUUCGAACAGAAAUUGCACGAACAACUUCUAUGGUGGGUCGCCUUAGGAGUGUACGCAGCGUGUACGAUUUUCGCUAUUUUGUUCAACGUAAUGAAUCCCACCGUCGAACAACUCGAUAACUUAGGAGAUGGUGUUAAUAGUCAAUAUGUUUACAAUCGAUUCGGUGUGUAAACAUCAGUCAUUUUUGUCUUUGAUAGUCUAUCAAUGGUUUUGUAUAUAAACUUUACUAUUUGUACUGAUUUUUGUAAGACUUAAGCCUAAGUCAUAAACACUGUACGUUGUUUAGGUAUACACCUAUUUCUGGUUGCUUAUGUACAAGAUUUGAAGCUUUUCAAAUAGUUGCUCAGAUAAUAAUACGAUCACAAACAGGUGCAAGACCGUCUUGUAUCUAUGUGGGUGAUUUUUAUUAAUUUACAUCACAACACCUUAUGUAUAUAAUAUUUUGUACAUAUACCUAUGUUGAGUUUAUUUAUUUCUAAUUUAGUGUUUAUACCAAAGACUGAAAGAGUAAGUUGUUUAAUUUACCUUAAAAAUUAAUUCUCUAUGUGGAGGCUUUGAAUGAAAGCUUCAAUCCACUGUACCUAAGUCACAGAUGUAUCAUGUAGGUACCCUAAACAGAUACCGUCUGGAUUGCAGUUUUCCAUUGAUAAAAGCCUUCAUCUUUUGAUAACUCAUCAUUCGUGAAAUUAUUGUCAACAUAAAUGUCUUAAGUUCCUAUUUUCAAAGCUUCUAUAUACGUAGCAGAAUCAGUCAGGUUAAUUUUGCAUUUCACGUUUUUACACAAUAUUAUUCCAUAUCUAGUAAUUGACAAUAAUUUCGAUUUUUCUAUUUGUUGUGUUUAAAAAUUUCUGGAAAUGUUUGUAUUCACUCAUUUUAUUGUGAGACUUCAUUAUUAAUUUUCAUGAUUUUCCAGGAAUUUUUAUUACUUUUGUUCAUCUCAGGUCAAAAAUACUUUUUCAAUACCGGCAAGUUAGCCCUAUGUAUUUGUCAAAAAUUGCCGAACCUAUUUUAGUUUUAGUGAUUUUGUUUCGGACUUUGCUUGCGUUGAAGUUAUUAGUUUACGAAACGUAAAAGUCGGCAAAGUGUUUAGUUUCUGAGUGAUAUUAACAUACUAGUCAUGCCACUAGAUGUGUAAGUAAAGUAAAGCCUACCAAAGAUUGAACUAGUUAACUUAUUCUUAUACACGGAUAAAAAUGCAAAUGCCUUUCAAAUGGUAGACAAUAGACCUUUCGACUGAAUAUAGCAAAAUUGGACUAAUCUCUGCCUAAGGCUCAUAAAAUCUAUAAAAUAAAUCAUAUUUUAUAGGAUUAUAUGAACCACCAAUAAAAAAUCGUUUGGCAUUAUAGGCCCCAGGUACUGGAUAAAUUAAAUACCUUGCUAGGAAAAGGAAUUCGUUUCAAAUUAUGUUAUAUUUGUUUUCUCAUUCUCCGACUUGCUAUAUUUGGGGACUAAGGUUUAACGUUCACAUGGUAUAUAUCACAAAGAAAAUGUAUUUUUUUACACUCAGGUAGAAUAUGGCUUCACCCGUUUAAUGUUAAAAGGUUUAGAUUAUGAAUAAUGCGCAUCGCCUUCAAAAGGAUUUUUUUUUAAUAAGAUUGUAAGUGUUUUUUACAAAUUUGGCGAAAAUAGUUCAUAUAUUAAAAAAAUA
Dendroctonus ponderosae (mountain pine beetle) is the source of this 3114-nucleotide messenger RNA. RefSeq names its product protein rhomboid (gene stet). The transcript has 9 exons. The coding region runs from base 255 to 1637 and encodes 460 amino acids. NCBI's taxonomy places the organism in Eukaryota, Metazoa, Arthropoda, Insecta, Coleoptera, Curculionidae. Gene Ontology annotation, molecular function: serine-type endopeptidase activity. Gene Ontology annotation, cellular component: membrane. The record is from RefSeq and is a predicted model, not a curated record.